Messenger RNA from Mesorhabditis belari, 4713 nucleotides. The record is from the annotation of a GenBank genome assembly. Lineage: Eukaryota; Metazoa; Nematoda; Chromadorea; Rhabditida; Rhabditidae.
AUGCCUCUCAACAAAAUGAAUUGUGAUUUGGUGCGUGAGCGGUGGAACAAUGUGAGAAACAAUGUAAGGAAGAUGUUGGCACAAGGAGUCGAUGAUGAGUUCAAGAGUUUAACAACUGGGAAACCAUUCGAUGUGACGACGGUGAAGCAAGAUAUUGAACUCCUGGCACAAGUGGAUGCUCAUCAGCUUCUACGCCGAAUGGAGUCGAUCGUGCACGAGCAUGUGAUGGCGAUGAAAGUCGACUUGUGGACGCAUCUCAUCUCCAAUAAUAAAGAUGCCAAAGUUGAGGAAAUCGAUGAGCCGGGCAUCUUCGAAGUGACCACCCCGGAGCACACGAUCACCUUUCUCAAGCUUUUACUCGAAAAGUUCACUCAAAACCACCGCACCGUCAACAAUAUGUGUGCUUUGUUUAGUGAAAUGGAUCAACAUUUCACGCAAAUCGGCAUUAAUUGGAGGGUUUUGAAUCAUUAUUUGUUUGACUCGAUUAUCUACAAGGACGCCUUGAUGAAGAUUGAGCUCGAAGUUGUGGAAGAAGUCAUCGGCUGCGAUCUCCGUGGGAGUGUGCAUGACACAGCCGAACAAGAAGAGGAAAGAAGUUUGAAAGAAUACGGCAACAACAAUUUCUCUCAUCAACAACUCGCGAAAUCGUUUCGUCUUUUGCGUCGACUCAUGUUGACUUCAAGGGAAAUCUUCAAAAACGCUGAUGCGAAAGUAAAAGAAUACGCGAAAGAGGACUUCAAUUCGAAGUUGGGUCAAGAAGUCCAGAAGAGAAUCGUCGAAGACGAGGAGUUUUUCCUGUCUCAUCGUCGGUACCUUCGUUGGUUCUCGAAGAUUGUUCAAAGUCCAUCCGGGAGUUGUUGUCGAGCUUUUGAAGAAGCUUUUAGCAAAAGAUUUCAAUCCUCGGAAAACCCGGAAGAUCGCGAGGACGAUGAGGCGUUUCUUGGUCGUCUCAAUCAAAUGUUCGAUCGGGGAUUGAAUGUGCAAACUGUUUGUGCCGAAGAAAGUGAGCGCGAUUCAACGAAGAUCAAUUGUGAAGCUUGUGGAGAAGAGCGCUGUGGAUGUGAUUCUUGUCAACUUUCUCAUUUGAUCAUUUGUGGAAUACCGGCUGAUGAAUUGAAUCGUCGUCUAACACUCGAAGAACCAGGGAAUGCUCCUUCGCACAAAUGUGGGUCCGGGCUGUAUUUGCAUCGCUUCAUGACUCGUAACGAGCACAUGGCUAACGCGUACGGGAGCUGGGAUUUCGCGAAAUGGGGAGGCGCCGCUUCAUCGGAUGACGAAGAGGAUGAUGAUGUUGCGGUGAUGAACGCGAUUGAAGAGAUUGACAACAGCACACCAAACGCUAGAUUGGCGAAUGCUCCGAAAACGAUCCGCGAGCGCGAAGAUCAACUGAAACGAAAGCGACAAGAGAGGGAACUCGAGAAUUACCAUGAAAGAGAUCCAUCCACAAGCGGCUCGUCGAGUGACGAUGAUGAGGAAGAAGAAAUCGUUGCGGCUACGGAAGUACUACGACAAAACGAUCAGCAAGAUUCAAUGGCUGAUUCAUCAAAAUCAUUCGCGAACGAUGGUUGCAGAAAGUUGAACGAGCAACUACAAAAGGAUUUGGAGGAUUUGAAAAAUCCGAACAAGAACGGGGAAAAGGGAUUGAAGGACGAGAUUCCAUUUUGUUGUUUACCACACAGAAACACAUGGAGAAGAAAGCAUUGCAAGCAAGAGAAAGUGCGAAAACUGAUUUUUGAUUGCAACUGUCACGUCUAUCCAUACACAAAGAAUUUCGCCGAGUUGAAUCUCAAGUCGAGCAACGAUUUAAUAUUGAGUCAAGAGCGAUUCAAAGAAGCGUAUGAGGCUGAUGUGCUACAAGUUGGAUUCAUUCGUUACUCGAUCACUAGUUUAAUAGCUGGAUAUGCGCAUACGAUGAAAGAUUUCUAUGUGAGUUCGGAUCCGAAAUGGAGGAAAACGAUCGCGGAAAGGGUUUUGAAGGAGGCAGCUGAAGCAGCAAGACACUUUGGAGAUUUCUCAUACAAAGGGCAAAACGCGGAAGAGGCACCACCUGCAAAUGAAUACACCUACCAUGUGAGCCAAGUCCAAGAGAUGAUCAAGCAAAACAACAACUCGCACGCGUUCUGGGCAAAAAUCGAUGUCCGACAUGAAGAUCAAGUAUUCAUGAAAAGACUUGAGAACUUCGACUUGUCAGUGUUAACAGCAUUGCCCAGAAGAGGAAUCACUUUCUAUUUCCUUCGAUCGAUCUACCCUCUCGUCUUUGAGAUCAGAAAGCAAACAUAUAAGCUCGACUCCGUGACCUACUCGUCAGCAGAUGACUCAAGUCAAAACAAUAACUUCUUGGCUGAGCUUCACAAGUUGACAAUGUUGGAAUCGUUGUGGAUAGCGAUGGUUUUUGCGAGUACCGUUACUCUAAAGACUGAUAUGGAAUUCGAUUGUCUGCAACAAACAGCCAACCACAUGGCAGAGUACAUCGUGUUGACAAGGAUGAAUGAAGAAGAAGCAGUCUACGAGCCGGUCUCCCAUUUCUUGAACAUGUGCCUGAUAUUCCGAGUGUUGAUGAAAUGCAUGUUAACCUAUAAGGAUACGCUAGGAGAAGAGAGACCAAAGACGGAGGAGCAAGUUUGGGAGUACGCGAUUGACGAGAGUGGAUUGACAGAACAAGAUCAUCAACCCGAUUUCCGAAAUCCCCAUCACUUGAGCCAAUGGCAGAAGCGUUUGUUGAAGGAUGCUAAAAUCUCUCUACUAGAACUCUGCGAGGUGAGCGGCGACGUGGUGAAUGGCCUAAAACAACAAAAAGGAUUCGUAAAGAACAGACAGCAUCUGCAAGAGCAAAUCAUGUUAAGAACCCUCGUGCUCAAAACGACACAACUACAAAAACAUCUGGACGAAGAGAAAUCGGGCGUGAGUCAAAAGCGUUUGAAUCGUUUGCGGAAACUGCAAAAUAUGAAGCAAAAGGAGAACGAUCAGGAAUGGUGUCCGCAUCGAUGUGAAGAAAACCCGGCCACCUGCUGUGGGGAAACGGAAGAACGAGAGAAAGAUUUGGACGAAAUCGUUGCUGAUAUCGAGGGAGACACCAAGGCUCGUCAAGCGAAGAAAUUGAAGAAAAAACAAAAACAGCAAAUCCGUCAGCAACAACUUGAAGAGGAACGGAAAAAGAAAGACGCUGAACAAAAGGCACAAGAAGAAGCGGAUAAUCUGCGAAAAGAACAAGAAUUGAAAGAACAACAAGCAAGAGAUGAAGAAAAGAGAAAAGAAGACAGUCAACGACAACGAGAACGAGAUCGGGAGAUGAAGGAAAAAGGAGAAAAGGAGAAAAAGAAAAAGACGAAGAAAAAAGCGGUGAAAACGAAAGAUUCGUCACCGAUUGUGAUUGAGGAGCCGGUGUAUUCGGAAGGAGGACUCGUUUGGCAGAAGAGCACAACACCGCCACAGCCGGAACCUGUGAAGACACCAAAAGAAGUCAAGGAGAAGCGGCCAAAGAGAGCGAAGAAAACGCAGGAAGAUGAAAGUCUUGAUGAGGAUCGAGAUGGUCUUUCAUCGGUUUCCGUUUCUGAGACAGCCACUCCUUUACAUUAUGUGGACUCGCUUGGUGGACCGACUCACAUUGAGCCAAUCGAUGAAGAGGCACCAUGCUACAACUUUAUGGCAGUUGGACGAGAAUCGAUUCGAUCAACAGUGAUCCCACCGAGAACCCCGCCUUCAUCAGCCAUUCCGACAGGCCCAAUCACUCCAGCUCCAUCAUCUUCUGGAUCUCCUCACUCUGUUGAAGCGCCACCUGGCUUUGAACAACUUGGCAAUGCACAUCGAGCUGCUCAGGAGAGGAGAAGACCUGAGGCUUCUGGACUUCAAGCAGCUCUCGGAUCAGGAUCAAGUCUUUUAGAGCAAUGGCACAUGAUGAAUGCGGACAAUGCUGAGAUUUUGAGAUCUCUUCUCUCAACGCAAGCCGUGCAAAGUCAGAUCGGUGUGAGAAGAGCCAACCCAGCUCCAGCUGGACCAAAUUUCGUGCGACAACACUCAGCUCAUGGAUUUGGUCAAAAUGGUGGCCAAUCUGGAGACAAAUCUGCGGCUGGAAGAGCAAUCGUCGGAAAUCCGCCGGCAAUCCCCACUGAAAUCUCUCCGCCAAAGCCAACAGGACUCUUCGGUGAAGACAUCUUCGGCCGCUCGCUACCAAAUCAAGAUCAAUUCCGGCAAAUGAGCAAUGUCACUCCAUCAGAGUUCAAUAGCCUCAAGCAGAACGGGAAUCGUACAAACUUUGGUGCCAUGAAUUCAAACAGGCACAGUCUGAUUGAACCAAGCAUCUUCAGCGCUUUUGGUGACUUCUCGAAUAGUGGUGGACGGUUAUCUGUGCCGCCAGACAGCUCCCGUCAGACAUCAGAUACUCCCUUCAAAAUUGCAAGAACAUCGACGGAGAAUAUGUACGAGUCUGAUGAGAUGUUCAAGAGGUGCACGAUGGAUGUAUUCAAGAGUAUCUGGAGUGAUGCGCCGGAAGAGGCAAACAACAAGAGAUCGGAGGCACCAUCCGCUUCAAACGACCACACGAAUGCGUCGACGAGUCUAACCGGAAUGGAAUUCCUUCGUCACGCGGCUCUUUCCAAUCGCCCUGUUGCAGCCGAUGCUCCUUCUUCAUCAAAUGGCCCUUCAACAGCUUUCCGUUUCAAAUCCGAUGUCCAUUACGGAGCAAAUUACACGUCCAAGUUCGGCUAUCGUCAUUUC